Molecule: messenger RNA, 1898 nt
Organism: Ziziphus jujuba (common jujube)
Lineage: Eukaryota; Viridiplantae; Streptophyta; Magnoliopsida; Rosales; Rhamnaceae
Product: calcineurin B-like protein 4
Exons: 9
Coding region: 769-1407 (212 amino acids)
Biological process (GO): calcium-mediated signaling
Molecular function (GO): calcium ion binding; kinase binding
Source: RefSeq, a predicted model, not a curated record
GAAAAGAACAAGUGGGUCGGAAAAAAAUUGGUAAAAACAGGCUCUCUAAGGAGAUUUCUAUAUACUGAUGCGGUUUCAGUUUGGAGAUUGAAAACUUUGAAUAUCAUAAAACAACCUCUCCUUGAACUUACAGACCACGUACUCAACCCCAUUGGAGCCAAGCUAAGAAAGCUAAGAUCUUUCUCUCAAUUUUCAUUUCUUUUUAGCAUGUUCUAAACGGCGAAAGCUCAGCGACAGACCCCUUUUGGCCAUCUUCAGGUCUCUCUAACAGGGGAGGCUGGAACUGGUGAUAUAACUAUUUUGGCAUCAAAUUUUUAAUAAUUUUAAGCAGUUUUGUCAUUAUUGGAAGGUUCGAGAAACUGAGUUUCUUCUAGCUGAAAAGCAGCAGCUAGUUGCUGUCCCAUAAGGAUCUGUGGCUAGUGAUAGCAUACAUUAUACACAGUUCUGGUAAUGUCUACUGGUAUGUCUAGCCACUCCUAUAUUGUGUGGUCUGAAUUGGAGUCACAGAGAGGACCUUCCUAUAUUCUUGCUAGUGGGUGAGACAUUACCGAUUGGUCUCCUUCAAUUCUUGUCAUUGGCCUUCGUGUUUUGAGUUCGAUUGUCAUUAUCUUUGCCAUCCGAGAUGGUUAUGGAUAUACAAAUUGACAUUACAGUAUUUCAAAAUUUUUCUCACCCCUCUAAUUUCAAUUUUUCUUUGGAUUUUGACAGGUCUGGCCUUUUCCUCGGUAUUAUUGGGGUCUUUUUACUUCUUUCUAUGAAAUUGUAUGAAUGGGCUGCUAUCCCUCAAAGAAAGGUUACGUUCCUGGCUACGAAGAGCCUUCUGUUCUUGCUGCUGAAACACCUUUUAGUGUGAGUGAAGUUGAAGCCUUAUAUGAGCUUUUCAAGAAAUUGAGCAGUUCAAUUACUGAUGAUGGACUUAUCCAUAAGGAAGAAUUCCAGCUGGCACUCUUCAGGAACAGAAAUAGGAGGAAUCUGUUUGCAGACAGGAUUUUUGAUUUAUUUGAUCUUAAGCGCAAUGGAGUUAUUGAGUUUGGAGAAUUUGUUCGUUCAUUGGGGAUCUUUCACCCCAACGCACCUGUAGAAGACAAAAUUUCAUUUGCUUUUAGAUUGUACGACCUGAGACGCACUGGUUACAUUGAGCGUGAGGAGUUGAAGGAGAUGGUGUUGGCGCUUUUGCAUGAAUCAGAGCUAGUACUUUCAGAUGAUGUUGUUCAAACAAUUGUGGAUAAGACAUUUAGCGAUGCAGAUUCAAAAGGCGAUGGAAGGAUUGACCAAGAUGAGUGGAAGGAAUUUGUUUCAAAACAUCCAUCUCUACUAAAGAAUAUGACUCUACCAUACUUAAAGGACAUAACCUUGGCAUUUCCUAGCUUUGUGAUGAGCAGUGAAGUUGAAGAUCCAGAAAUGUGAGACUGAAAUUUACUUCAGGAAGGAAUCAAUAUAUCAUGUCUUGAGAUGCUGGUUGUUUCAAGUCAACUUCAAGGAAGCUAAUCUUGACCCUGAAAGAUUUCAUCUCUGAAUCAUACUACAAGAACUUGAUAAAUGAAGCAGAGCUGAAAAUUAAGUCACUACUCAAGCUUCAGCCUCUUGUUGCCACCCUCAAAUUCUCUACUUCUUCUCAAGUUCAAAGGCUACUAUAGAAAAGGUUCAAAAACAUUGCACGAACAUCACCAAUCCAAUCCAAUCUUCCAUUUUAUGUUUUUGCGGAAUAAGUAAAUCUUUGAGUAAAAGUUGAGCUAGAAAGAUCUCUAUGUAUAAGCUAUCCUCUCCCUUGAUAUGACAUGGAUUCUUCCAAGAAUCUUGAACCUCAAACUUCUUUCCAAAAAGGUUUUUCUGUUUUGAAAGCAAGAUACAAGAAAACAAACAUUACUAAAAUAGCAGCUUGCCCCAUAUUUUGUGAA